Messenger RNA from Olea europaea var. sylvestris, 2252 nucleotides. RefSeq names its product receptor-like serine/threonine-protein kinase ALE2. The record is from RefSeq and is a predicted model, not a curated record. Gene Ontology annotation, molecular function: protein kinase activity; ATP binding. Gene Ontology annotation, biological process: protein phosphorylation. The transcript has 5 exons. Lineage: Eukaryota; Viridiplantae; Streptophyta; Magnoliopsida; Lamiales; Oleaceae. The coding region runs from base 95 to 2020 and encodes 641 amino acids.
UAUUUUUAUAUGUAAUCUGACAGGUUGUGGUCAAACUUGUUCGGAGCCAUUUACUUCAGCUCCAAUUGGCUCACCCUGUGCUUGUCUACUUCCAAUGAAAGUCAAACUUUUGCUGGGUGUAUCACCAUACCUUAUCUUCUCAGAGGUCAAUGAGUUAGCGAUUGAGGUUGCAGCAGGCACCUACCUAAUGCAAAGUCAAGUGAUGAUAAUUGGUGCUACUGCUGAUAUUCGUGAUCAGGGAAGAACAGUGGUUGAUAUUAAUUUGGUGCCGCUGGGGGAUAAGUUUGAUAAUACAACUGCUAUGUUGACUUACCAAAGAUUUUUGCAUAAGAAGAUACCACUAAAUAGGACCCUUUUUGGUGAUUAUGAAGUAUUAUACGUCAUUUAUCCAGGUCUCCCUUCUUCACCACCAUCUGGCAUUUUAUCCGGUGAUGGUCCAAGUGGAAGUGCCGGAAAUCAGCAAUACCCUAUUACUGCAGAUUUAGUUGACAAAAAUCAGAAAAUGAGCCCUCGAGUAAUUUUUGUCAUUGCUUUGUCAACAUUUGUACUCUUGGUAGUUUGUUGUACCACAGUUACUUUACUGUUGAAGUUCAGAAAAGCUGGUAGACCGUCCAACGCUGUUGAUCCAGUAUUUACAUCAUCUAUAAACAAAAGAUCUGUUGCAGGACUUGGCUCUAUGCAGUCAAGUAGCCCAGCCAGUUCAACAUCUGCGUCUCUUGUUUCUGCCAUGCCUGCAUCUGUUCUUUCUGUCAAAACAUUUAGACUUACAGAACUGGAGAAAGCCACUGACAAAUUCAGUUCAAAAAGGAUUUUAGGUGAAGGAGGAUUUGGACGUGUUUAUCUUGGGAUCAUGGAAGAUGCAACUAAAGUAGCUGUGAAGUUACUGACAAGGGACAAUCAGAAUGGAGACCGUGAAUUUAUUGCUGAGGUUGAGAUGCUAAGCCGAUUGCACCAUCGCAACCUCGUGAAAUUAAUUGGUAUAUGCAUUGAAGAACGUACACGCUGCUUGGUCUAUGAGGUUGUUCCAAAUGGCAGUGUUGAGUCCCACUUACACGGUGCUGACAAGAGCAAGGCACCUCUUGAUUGGGAUGCACGGUUGAAGAUUGCUCUUGGUGCAGCGAGAGGACUGGCUUACCUUCAUGAAGAUUCUAAUCCUCGUGUUAUUCAUCGAGACUUCAAAGCCAGUAAUGUUCUACUAGAAGAUGAUUUUACUCCGAAGGUUUCUGAUUUUGGUUUGGCAAGGGAAGCAACAGAAGGAAGUCAUCAUAUAUCUACUCGUGUGAUGGGAACUUUUGGGUAUGUUGCUCCUGAGUAUGCAAUGACAGGGCAUUUACUUGUCAAAAGUGAUGUUUACAGUUAUGGGGUUGUGCUAUUAGAGCUUCUCUCAGGAAGGAAGCCUGUGGAUAUGACUCAACCUCAUGGACAAGAAAACCUUGUGACAUGGGCACGAUCUCUACUGACAAGCAGAGAAGGUUUGGAGCAAUUGGUGGAUCCCUCCUUGUCUGGGAACUAUGAUUUCGAUGACAUGGCAAAGGUGGCUGCCAUUGCUUCCAUGUGUGUUCAUCCCGAGGUGACUCAUCGACCAUUCAUGGGAGAAGUAGUUCAGGCACUCAAACUCAUCUAUAAUGAUGACGCAGGCGAGACUUGUGGGGAUGCUUGUAGUCGUAAGGAGUCUUCAGCUCGUGAUUCAGACUACAAAGGUGAUUCUGUGCCUUCUGAUAGCAGUUGGUGGAAUGCGGGUGGGAUUACCCCACGGUUGACUUAUGGACAUGCCUCGUCUUUCAUAACUAUGGAGUACAGUUCGGAUCAUCUUGAAGUGUUGGAAAGCAGAAGACAAUAUCCAGCUUCAGUCGAGGGUGGAGUUGCAUUGCCAAUAAGGCACGGUAAUAGAUCAGGUCCUCUGAGGACAGUCAGGAGUAACCGAGCUUUUUACAGAUUACAGGGGAGUAUGAGCGAACACGGUGGGCUCCUCUCAAGACGUGCUUGGAAUGAUGGUACCGGGUUUGAAGCUUCUUUUUAGUGUGUUUAAGGUGUACAGUACUGAAGGGCCGUUGUUAUUGAGAAAAUUGGUUUUCUCCGUGUAAUCCUUCGAAAUUUACUCGAUUUCGAUUUCGAUUUCGAUUUCCUUGAGUGGGGGACAAUGGCUUCUAAUUUUGUUAAUCAAAAUUCAUUAACAUACAGACAAGUUGUAAGUUGGAUAAUCAAGUGUAUAUGCAGUCAAUUAAUAUUUGGUUCUUCAUUGUUUGAUUGAA